GAGAUGUGGCCUUGAAUGGGGUCAAUGUAUGAGCUUAUGAGAAUUAUAAGACAGGGGAUAAUGACUGCAAUCCCCACUUCAUAUCAGUGGGUGAUCGAUAUCAUCGAUCGUCGAUGGACUGAGACUCUCGAGCAUCCACUCCACAAAGCUGCAUACUACCUGAAUCCCAAAUUUCAUUAUAAACGUCGGCUCCAUGAGAAUCAAGAUUUGACGAUGGCCGUCCAUGAGGCGUUCGAACGAUUGUUCCCAGAAUCAACAGCGCAAGCAGAUUUCGGUAACCAGUUGCUACGGUUUAGGGAUGCGGGGGGUACGUUCUCAUCUGCACUAGCAAAAGCAUCGACUGAAACGAUGAUGCCAUGUGAGUGGUGGGCGAUGUAUGGAGUCGACACGCCCGCACUGCAGUUAUUGGCAGUCCGUGUUCUCGCACAGACUGUAUCCUCCUCAUCGUGUGAGAGGAACUGGAGCACAUGGUCACUCAUACACACCAGCAAGAGGAACAGACUAGCAUAUAAGAAGCUGCAAAAGCUCAUUUACUGCCAUUACAAUAUGAAGUUAAGAGAGAGGUAG
Molecule: messenger RNA, 567 nt
Organism: Magnolia sinica
Lineage: Eukaryota; Viridiplantae; Streptophyta; Magnoliopsida; Magnoliales; Magnoliaceae
Exons: 4
Coding region: 16-567 (183 amino acids)
Molecular function (GO): protein dimerization activity
Source: RefSeq, a predicted model, not a curated record